Molecule: messenger RNA, 984 nt
Organism: Melampsora larici-populina 98AG31
Lineage: Eukaryota; Fungi; Basidiomycota; Pucciniomycetes; Pucciniales; Melampsoraceae
Exons: 5
Coding region: 1-984 (327 amino acids)
Source: RefSeq, a predicted model, not a curated record
AUGGUCAAUGAUAUCCUUGCUCUCGCUUGCGACCGUGGAGCUGCUGCUGCUGUACUUUAUUCUCUUACUGCACGCUCUUGUGGUCUUUAUUCAGAAGACGUUCUUAAUUCUAAAAACCAUCAGACAUCUUUAGUUCAGCAAACUUACAGGGCGCUCGUUGGAUUGAAUCUCAAUUUAGCUGUAAAGGCACCUGCCUCAACUUUAUCAGUUUCGGUACCUCAAUCCACAACUGAUGCAGCUCCAAGUUUAUUUGGAAAAUCUUCUAACAACACUCGCUUUUGUUGUGCAAUUCCUCAUGGCAGUGCAUGCAAAUCGGUUGUCACUAACUCUAACUCUUUUGGAGCACGAAAAUCGAAUCCUUCUAAAUCUAGCAAGUCAACUCCAGUCUAUCUGAUCGCUACUCUUGCCAAUGGAAGUGUAAUUAACCACAAUUCUAACAAUAACAAUAAUAACAACAACGGUGGUGGUAAUGCUAACACUGGACUUGCUAUGAUCAUCUUAAAUGCCAUCACUGGAUGCACGACUCUAAUUCCAUGCGCGAGAGGUUGUCUUCCCAAUCCUGAUGAAAUGGAUGGCAAAGAUACUAAUUUGGGUCAUCAGACACGUUUGUCAAGUUUGGUGGUUCAAUCUUACCUAUGGGAUCCGGAAGAGUUACAGAAAAGAAAGAUUGGAUCAGUCGAUGAAGAAUCAUCUAUGAUGCAAGAUCGUGGUCAAAGAUGUGUUUUGACCAAAAAUCCUGUAAAGAUUGAAAGUACGAGGACUCGAACGGGUGAUGAUACAGCAGUCUUGGAAACAGAGUGUUAUACUAAUAGGUGCUUGAGGGUAAUAUUGGUAAUGAGGAUUGAUUUCACGUCAAAUCUGAUCAUUAUUCACCAAAGUGGUAAUAAUAUUUAUCCUUUUUCAGAAUUUAUUGAUACGGACCCUGAAUCAAGUCAAACCAAUCCAACUUGUAAUCAACCUGUACAUUACUCAAGUUUUAAUUGA